Molecule: messenger RNA, 3675 nt
Organism: Linnemannia hyalina
Lineage: Eukaryota; Fungi; Mortierellomycota; Mortierellomycetes; Mortierellales; Mortierellaceae
Source: the annotation of a GenBank genome assembly
AUGUUUCCAGGACAACUUUACAAGACCGAAUCAGGACGUCUGUUUCACGCCGGUGCCAUCGCCAUCAUCUUUGUAGGACUGCCGGCGCGUGGAAAGACUCAUGUGUCGCGGUCGCUGAGCCGAUACCUUCGCUGGCUAGGAGUUCAAACAUCCGUGUUCAGCGUUGGCAAUUACCGUCGUCAGAUCAUUGGCGUCGAGGUGACCAAUGACUUUUUCAGCCCAACGAACAAGGAAACGGCGGACUUGAGACUGAAGAUCGCGAAUGCCUGUUUGGAUGACAUGAUCCGCUGGUUCGCCGCAGGAGGACAGUGUGGGAUUCUGGACGGCAGCAACACAACGGAGGAACGUCGUCGUGAGUUAGUGGAGCGGUUCAAGUCGGUCAAUGUCCACUACAUGUUUAUCGAGUCCAUCUGCGACAACCCCACCAUUAUCGACUCUAACAUCCGAAGCGUCAAGGUCUCAUCACCCGAUUAUGUGGGCUGGAAAGACGUCGAUGCAGUUCAAGACUUUAAGCGCAGGAUCGAGAACCAUAUGCCGUUUUACGUGACCAUUGAGGACAAGACUCUGAGCUGGGUUAAGCUUAUCAAUGUCGGCGAGAAGAUCAUUGUCAAUAAUGUCCAGGGGUUCCUCCAAAGCAAGAUCGUCUACUACCUCAUGAAUCUCCACAUUUCGCCCAGGAAAAUCUACUUUGCCAGGUACGCUGAGAACCUCAAAAACUUUGUUCUCAAGCUUCGAGAGAACCAGAGUCUGCUCUCGCCUGCUAUGACGACCGUAGAGGCGCCUCGACAGCUGACAGUGUGGACAUCAGCUCGUAAGAGGAGCUUCCAGACGGCGGCCCAUUUCUUGGACCAUGAAGAUAUCAUUGUCCGCCAGAGAAGUGUUCUUGGAGAACGUCAUCCAGGAGUCUGCGACCAGAUGACGCCUCAAGAGAUUGAAAAGAAAUAUCCGGAUGAAUGUCUGCGAAGCAUGAAUGACCCCUACCGACACCGCUUUCCUCGCGCCGAGUCUUACUACGACUUGGCGAACAGACUGGAGAAGGUCAUUCUGGAGCUGGAGCGGGAAAAGAAUGAUGUGCUGAUCAUCGCCCAUGAGUCGGUCAUCAAAUGUCUUUAUGGAUACCUGUUCGGUCUCUCAGAACGCAGCAUUCCCUCCUUGGAGAUCCCUGAAAAUGUCCUACUUGAGCUGGUGCCAAGGGCCUAUGCGACUGAAGAGACACGUCAUGUCAUCCCAGAUACGCUGGUCGGUAUCAACUGGCAGCAACGGACAGCCAACCUGCUCUCACUUGCUGGCAAGGUGCCUUCAUCGCCCAUGUUCAUGGACCAUUAUCUGCCGGAUGACAAGCGUAAGGGCCGACCAGGCAGCAACACGGGGUUUUCGACUCCAUUGUCGUCACCUGCACUGUCGUCGACUGCUGUAUCCGAGAUGUCGCCUGGUAUCCAGCACCGGGGAGACCUUGCCGAUGAUCUUGGGCAUGGUCCUGAAGGCAACUUUCGAUUCUUCUCGACAAGUGCACGGUGUACGGCCGCGAUUGAGAAGAAGGCGCUCAACAAAAAGAUCACCCUUCCCAGGGACCCUUACCUCCUCUCAGAAAAAGUCGUAAAGUUCGCCAAGAACGGGAGACUGGACGAUGCGAUCACAUUGGUCAUGGAGGCGCCCAAGAGUCGACAGAACGAGGUUGUCUGGAACCAUCUUAUUCAAGAGUCUUCGAAACUGGGCAAGAUUAAUCAAUCCUGGCAACUCUUGAAUGAUAUGAAGAAGCGCGGAUUCGAGCCAAGUGAAAGGACAUUUACCAUCCUCCUAAACUCCCUCGCCAUCAACGCCACCUCCCCUAACAGUGUCCUCCGCGCCCGCGCCCUGUACCAACAACUCCAAGAUUCCGAAGACCUUUCCCCAACAACCGUACACACCAACGCCCUGCUCAAAGUCUGUACCCGCCAACACGACUACACAGCCCUCCAGGAAGUCUACGCUUCCAUGUCGAAAUCUGGAGAGAACGCACCGGAUGUGAUCACGUAUAGUACGGUGAUUAAUGCGCAUGCGAGAAAGGGUGGAGAUGAAGGAUUUGAGAUGGCUUGGAGGGUGUGGGAGGAUCUGGUGCAGGAUAAGGCGAGACGUGGGGAGGAUGUGGAGUUGGAUAGUAAGAUUGUGGAUGCGGUGUUGUUGGCGUGUCGGGGGGCAAAGAGUGCGGUGUUUGUGAAGAGGGGGUAUAAGCUUGUCGAGUCCUUGUACGGCCUUCCUGCUUCCUCUUCAACCUCAGGAUCAGGAACAGGAGCAGGAGCAGGAGCAGGAGCAGGAUCGGGAUCGGGACCAGCAACAGCAACAGAACGUGCAAUCUCGCCCACCAAAUCCCUCGGCCUCCCACCCGGCUCCCUCCGCAAAGAAACCAUCCACCCUCGAACCGUCGAACUCCUCCUCUCAAUCUGCUCAAACCUCAAAGACUACACCCGAGCAACUCACUACAUGACCCUCAUCCGCUCCCAUUUCCCGGACUUCACACCCGAUCCACAACUCUUAUCAUCCCUCAUGCACCUCCAAAUCUCCAACAAACAAUACGAUACCGCCAUCACCACCUGGGACGAGAUCUCGGGACGGGGACUUCAACAUACCCCAGGUACAUUUAAGCAAGGAUUGGAUGCUGCGCUCAAAGCCCGGAACUGGGACAAGACACAAGAGAUGUACACGCUCAUGCGGGAGCUCAUCGAAAAGAACAAGAAACUCAACUCGUCUUCCUCUUCGGACCUUCACCGAGCCAACACCCUCGUCAACCCACUCGUCCGGUCCCAGGACGCAUGGACCCUGGUCUCGACACUCAAAUGUGCCGUCAAGACGAACCAUAGGGAAGAAGGGUUGGAGAUCUUGAGGAAGAGCCGGUGGAUGAAGGUGGUUCAGAACCCGCAGUACCCGCGUGCGAAUGCCGAUUUGGCGGAUCUCGCCGUCAAGAUCUUGGCGGGGAGUAUGAAAUCUCUCAAAGAGGCCUUUGAUCGCACCGCUAUUACCACCACCACCACUUCCUCCUCCUCCUCCUCCUCCACAGUGGACAGCGAGACGAUGGGAGCGACAACGACAUCAACAAUAACAACUACAACAGAAGGCGGCGAUAGCUCCACUACUGGAAACCAGGAGAGACACGAACAAGAAAUGGAGAAGUUGAAGCGAGAGCUGACCGAUGCUAAGGCUAUACAGACGCAGAUGACAAAGACGUUGGCGGAUCAUGAUGCUGGGAAGGCGGCGCAGAAGGAAAUUGAGGACGUCAACCGGUUCAGGAACCGUCGUUCGUCAUCAUCGUCGACUGAAUCGUCCUCGCGAUAUGGAUCUUCAAGCCGCGAAUCUUCCAGAUACAGCUCCCGCAACGAUAACAGUGAUGAGGACGAAGGUGACAGAUCGGCAUCAGGAGGAGGCGGUGGUGGUGGUGGUUGGAGGAAGGUCUCGGCUGAGGAGUACACGGAGAACAACAGCAACAACAACAAACAUCAAAAGUCAUGGACAAGGAAAGAUUCAACAGCAACUUCAUCCUCGCCGUCAUACUCUGAUCGCCCUCAAACGUCCUAUAGAGGAGGAGCAGGAGGACGUUCAGGAUCGUCGUAUUCGCCCCGUCGAUACCAACGAGAUAACUAUGGAUCAGUCAAUGAUGCCUUUACCCCUAGGAAACGGUUCACUCGCACCAUUGACGAAUAA